Messenger RNA from Momordica charantia (bitter melon), 1915 nucleotides. RefSeq names its product phosphate transporter 4;3 (gene PHT4;3). Gene Ontology annotation, cellular component: plastid. Lineage: Eukaryota; Viridiplantae; Streptophyta; Magnoliopsida; Cucurbitales; Cucurbitaceae. Gene Ontology annotation, molecular function: phosphate transmembrane transporter activity. The record is from RefSeq and is a predicted model, not a curated record. Gene Ontology annotation, biological process: transmembrane transport.
ACGGAAACACAUGUAAAGUUGUUCUUACCCUUCGAACAUCUACUUAUUUACAUAAUCUACCACAUACCUCUGGAACAUCAGAGGCCUAUUUUGGGAAAUCCACGCAAAAAAUACAUAGCCGACGCCGCUCUCAAACCAAGUCUCGGGGCCAGUCCCAGUCGUCGGACGGAAGUCAGUGUUGCGUUUGUGAAUCACUAUGAACUCUGCAAUCGUUCUCGGCCCGCCGGCGUGCUGCCGUCGAUUCUCAGGUCGCCGGAGCCCUAAGCCGAUCAAGCCUGAACCACCUCAGUUCAAAUUGCCUUCAAGUUCUCUCAAAUUGCAAGGUUUUGGACUUCGUAAUGAUUCGUCACUGCUUUCUAGCUCUGUUCUAUCUUCUCGAAUCAAGGUUUCGUCGAAUGAUGCUCAGUUCGGUUCGUUUGCUGAGGAUAAGGAGGUCGAGGCGCCGAGUUUCUUCGAGUUUAUCACGUCCGAGAGGGUUAAAGUAGUGGCUAUGCUUGGCUUGGCUCUCGCGCUUUGUAAUGCCGAUCGGGUUGUGAUGUCGGUAGCAAUCGUUCCUUUGUCUCUAUCUCAUGGUUGGAGCCGAUCGUUUGCCGGCAUAGUUCAGUCAUCGUUCCUUUGGGGCUAUUUCGUAUCUCCAAUAGCCGGUGGAGCUCUGGUGGACCACCAUGGUGGCAAGAUGGUCAUGGCAUGGGGGGUGGCUUUGUGGUCACUGGCCACGUUUCUGACUCCUUGGGCUGCUGAGACUUCGUUAUGGGCACUUCUUGCCAUGCGUGCCUUGCUUGGCAUUGCUGAAGGCGUGGCCCUUCCUUGUAUGAACAACAUGGUUGCUAGAUGGUUUCCUCCAACAGAACGAGCCAGGGCUGUCGGUAUAGCAAUGGCUGGAUUUCAGUUAGGAAGUGCAAUAGGACUCAUGCUUUCUCCAAUCCUAAUGUCUCAAGCUGGUAUAUUUGGACCUUUUGUCAUUUUUGGGCUGUCAGGGUUUUUAUGGGUCUUGGUAUGGUUAUCUGCAAUAUCCAGUACUCCUGACCGGAAUCUUCAGAUAUCCAAAUAUGAAAUGGAGUAUGUAAUGAACAAGAGGCAACAACCUUUAAUGGUGGAGAAUGCAUCUAGGACAACAACUGUGAUUCCUCCUUUUAAGCGUCUGCUUUCUAAAAUGCCAACAUGGUCCCUUAUCGUUGCAAAUGCUAUGCAUAGUUGGGGUUUCUUUGUGAUUCUUUCAUGGAUGCCCAUCUACUUCAACUCAGUGUAUCAUGUUGACCUCAGACAAGCAGCGUGGUUUAGUGCUGUUCCAUGGUGUGUGAUGGCACUGAUGGGAUAUUUUGGUGGACUAUGGUCUGAUGGGUUAAUACGAAGUGGUACAACUAUCACUUUGACUCGAAAAAUUAUGCAGUCAAUAGGUUUUAUUGGCCCUGGGAUUGCUCUGAUUGGCCUCGCUUCAGCUAAGAGUGCAUCAAUUGCAUCCGCAUGGCUGACUUUGGCAGUUGGACUGAAAUCUUUCAGCCACUCGGGUUUCCUUGUGAACCUUCAGGAGAUUGCUCCACAAUACUCUGGUGUGCUUCAUGGGAUGUCUAACACUGCUGGGACACUCGCUGCUAUCGUGGGGACAGUUGGGGUUGGUUUCUUCGUGGAAAUUGUGGGCUCUUUCCAAGGAUUUCUGUUGCUUACCUCUUUCCUAUACUUUAUGGCUGCGCUUUUCUACAUCCUCUUUUCAACGGGCAACAGGGUAAAUUUUGAAGAAACUGACAAGUGCAUGCUGUAAACCAUACCAGUGCUUCAUCCACAAAUUUUUUGUCGGUAGAACGGGAAACCCGAUUCUCUUUUGAUUUGAGAAGUUUAGUUUUGUGAAGAUAUGUUAUACCCUUACAGUCAACUUUUUCCACGGAAGUAAAAUAUCACAGAACUCACUUUCAUCUCA